Messenger RNA from Schistosoma intercalatum, 886 nucleotides. The record is from the annotation of a GenBank genome assembly. NCBI's taxonomy places the organism in Eukaryota, Metazoa, Platyhelminthes, Trematoda, Strigeidida, Schistosomatidae.
GUGAUUAAAAUCAUUAUGUAUGAUGUUGUUAAUAGAUUUUGUUUUCUUUCUAUUGCAGGGCAAGCAAGAAUAAACGCUUUAGAAGAAGAAGAGCAAGCAAUGCACGCACUAAACUUACAGGAUGAUUCAUAAGACCGUUUUGUAAACUAGCUAUCUUUCUGUACAGAACCCGCGAAUUUUAAUUUUUAAAUAAACGUCUAUUGGCCUCCCUUCCUCGUUCUCUCUGUGGUGUAAAGUGUUCAGUUAACAUUGUGUGUGUUGUGGCUUUAGGUCUUCCCGUCUUCCAGUGACUGCUGAUUACACGUGUUACAAUAGAGACCUUGAAGGACAGUCGCGUAGUUGGUUAACCCACAUACCAUUCCCAAGGACAAAUAUAGGACUCAAUUAUUAGUCUCUACUGUCAAAUUUUCUCUAUUUGUCUGAAUUAAUCGAUUCCGACAAAUCAUUGUAUGCACAGAUGCCUAGUACAUUAUGGAAUCCGAUUUUUCCCAUACUGAGUAGGGAGUUUAGUUGCCGUAGUUUCAACUUAAUUCGACACUUCGAGCCGCAGACACCGAAAGAAGUCGGACCAAAUGACCGGAACAAUCGCCUUUCUAAGUCGUAUGAAUUGAUGAUGCGAACCGUACAAAACAGAGUAGGUCCGACCCAGAGGCCUCGCAAAAGACUAUACACCAUAUUGCUUUCUCGUCGAGAGAACAAAAUGUCGGAAUCAGUUAGGAUGUCCACUCCCGAAGGGCGGGCGCUCAUUUUUAAGAGACUAAUUGAUGGACAAAAACGUUUGUGGCCGCAUGCUUGGUAGUUUGUUUGCUUCAACUUCCCAGACAUAUUUUUGAAAAUUUGUGUACUUCUAUUUCACUCUAUCUUCAAAUAUAGUGCGUAUCAACGA